UCAUGGGGAGAGUCUGGCAGUGAUACUGAUGCUGAGGCUGUGUCUAGGAGAUUUAAUUCAGGCAGUUGAGCUGAGAGGACCACACCAGACUCCAAGGGAAAGAAAAUACCUCAAUCUGUGGCCGUUUGUCUUAAAUUAAAGCAGAACCAAAAGUUGCUCAUCAUGACUCUGGCAGCCUAUAAAGACAAGAUCAAGGAGCUCCCUCUAGUGUCUCUUUUCUGCUCCUGUUUUCUCUCUGAUCCUUUGAAAAACCAAAAUUACAAAUAUGACGACACUGUAGACCUUACAUGGUGUGUGAUCUCGGACAUGGAGGUUAUAGAAUUAAAUAAGAGAGCCUCUGGCCAUGCCUUUGAAGUUAUCCUUAAGCCCCCUUCAUUCGAUGGAAUUCCAGAGUUCAAUGCCUCUCUCCCACAACGGCGAGAUCCGUCUCUAGAAGAGAUCCAGAAGAAACUUGAAGCUGCGGAAGAAAGGCGCAAGUACCAAGAAGCUGAGCUUCUCAAGCACUUAGCCGAAAAGCGUGAACAUGAGCGUGAAGUCAUUCAGAAAGCCAUUGAGGAGAACAACAACUUCAUCAAAAUGGCCAAGGAGAAACUAGCACAACGAAUGGAGCUCAACAAGGAGAACCGUGAAGCCCACCUAGCCGCCAUGCUCGAACGCCUACAGGAGAAGGUUAGUUAGAAGUGGACAAACAUGCAGAGGAAGUCAGAAAAAACAAAGAGCUUAAAGAAGAAGCCUCCAGGUAGAAGAUUGAGGCUCUGACAAUUUGGACUGAGGACUCCAAAGGGUGCCUGAGCGGCCCAGCACAAUGUUUUGCUUUAUAUGUUUGUCAAUGUCAAGAGAUGACCCAUCAUUUUUUGGAAAAUGAUAUAAUGGUGGGUUGGUGUAAAGGGAGUGUUUGGCUAUCUCAUCCAAAACAUGUCCUAGAAAGUCGUACCCAUGAACCUAGCCUUUCGACCUAAUCUCCAUGUCAAACCAAGUACGAGCAGUUCAUUAAGAGCCGGCAAGACAGCUUCGCUCUGAUCGGAAACGCGCUUGUGGUUUUCUCCUCCACUAGCGCAAAUGAACCAACUGUGCCCGAUAUCUGCUAUAGACAACUCUGUUAAAUGGCACUGAUUUUAUAUGUUUACCAUUAUCUCAUCAAUACACACCAUUUUCAGGUUA
Messenger RNA from Pelobates fuscus (common spadefoot toad), 1161 nucleotides. It is a transcript of the gene STMN4, whose product is annotated as stathmin 4. Gene Ontology annotation, biological process: neuron projection development; regulation of microtubule polymerization or depolymerization; microtubule depolymerization. The record is from RefSeq and is a predicted model, not a curated record. The transcript is spliced from 6 exons. Gene Ontology annotation, molecular function: tubulin binding. Bases 163 to 678 code for a protein of 171 amino acids. Gene Ontology annotation, cellular component: cytoplasm; neuron projection. Lineage: Eukaryota; Metazoa; Chordata; Amphibia; Anura; Pelobatidae.